UGCAUGCAAUAUCAAACCAAAACAUACCUUUUUAUUUUCAUCUCAUAUAAGUAUAAUUCUCUCUCGCUCUCUCCCAAAAAUAUAAUUGAAAAGAUCCAAACAGAAAAGAUGAUGAGAAAAAACGACAUCUCAAGGAUUAUCGUUUUUGUUUUUGUGUUGUUUUCGAUUCUUUGUUAUUGUCCAGAUAAAUUAUUGGCCCAAAAAAGUAGUAAAAUAGAAGUAAAAGUUGGGGUGAUUCAGAAUUUGGGGACUGAUUUUGGUAAAUUUAGUUUGAGUUGUAUAAAUAUGGCUCUGAAAGAUUUUUAUAACUCUAAUCCUAGUUAUAAAACUAGGCUUAUUCUUCAUACUAGAGACUCCAAAUCUGACGUUGUUGAAGCUGCUGCUUCAGCUUUGGAUCUAAUUAAAAACGUUAAAGUCCAAGCAAUUCUAGGCCCAGAAACGUCAAUGCAGGCCCAUUUCAUAAUCGAACUGGGAAACAAAGCCCAAGUUCCAAUCAUAACAUUCUCAGCAAAAAGCCCAUCUCUAACUUCACUCCGAAGCCCAUACUUUUUCCGAAUAGCCGCAAACGACUCAUCUCAGGUGGAAGCCAUUGCCGCCAUUGUCAAAGCUUUCGGAUGGAGACAAGUAGUCCCCAUCUACGUCGACAACGAGUACGGCGAAGGAAUCAUCCCUUACUUAACUGACGCUUUACAAAACGUCGAUGCCCAAGUACCUUACCGGACUGUAAUUCCUCCGACCGUCACCGACGACCACAUUUCCGGCGAGCUUUACAAGCUCAUGACAAUGCAGACUAGGGUUUUCGUCCUUCAUAUGUUGCCUGAUCUUGGGCACCGAAUUUUUGCCAUUGCAGAGAAGAUUGGUAUGAUGGGUAACGAUUACGUUUGGAUAGUGACCGAUGGGAUUGCUGAUUUUCUUGGCUCGGCUAAUUCUACGGUUCUUGAUUCGAUGCAAGGAGUUUUAGGGUUUAAAACUCACGUACCCAAAUCGAAAGAGCUUCAGAAUUUUACAGCUCGGUGGAAACCCCAAUUUCAACGCGAAAAUCCCACCAUUGUUAACCCUCCUUUGGUGACUUUUGGGCUUUGGGCAUACGACGCCGUUUUCGGAUUGGCUGAAUCGGUUGAGGAGAUUGGUAAAGCUUCGAACUUUAGCUUCGAAAGUGUGAAUUCAGUUAACUCUUCUACUGAUUUGGGAUCUUUUGGGGUUUCUCGAACUGGUUUUAAUCUUUCUCAAGCGUUAUCUAAGAUGAGAUUUAAAGGGCUUUCGGGUGAGUUUAAACUCGUUAAUGGGCAGUUACAAACUUCAACUUUUGAGAUUAUUAAUGUGAAUGGAAAUGGUGAAAGAAAGAUUGGAUUUUGGACAGUUGAGAAUGGAUUGGAGAGAGUUUUGGGGUUUGGAGAUAAUAAGGGAAAGAGCAAACACUCUGGUUUGAAUACCAGUUUGGGGCCUAUAAUAUGGCCUGGUGAUUCGACCACAGCUCCUAAAGGGUGGCAAAUUCCGGUGAAUGGGAAGAAGUUGAGAAUUGGGGUUCCGGUGAAAGAAGGAUAUAAAGAGUUUGUGAAUGUUUCUUUUCCUUUCUCAAACGACACCGUUUCAGGAUACAGUAUAGAUGUGUUUAAGGCUGUGUUGGAGGCUCUGCCUUACUCUGUUUCAUUUGAGUUUAUUCCUUUUGCUGAUGCUUUUGGCAAUGCUGCUGGCACUUACAAUGACUUUGUAUAUCAAGUGUUUGAUGGGAAAAUGGAUGCUGCAGUUGGGGACAUAACCAUUAGAGCAAAUCGGUCAUUGUAUGUGGAUUUCACAUUGCCUUACACUGAGUCUGGUGUGUACAUGAUAGUACCAAUUAAGGAUGAUAGAAGUGAUAAUGCGUGGGCAUUCUUGAAGCCUUUGACUUGGGAUCUUUGGGUGACAAGUGGUUGUUUCUUCAUUUUUGUUGGUUUUGUAGUAUGGGUUCUUGAACACAGAAUUAACGAAGAUUUUCGUGGACCUCCAUACCAUCAAAUUGGAACAAGCUUUUGGUACUCCUUUUCAACCAUGGUUUUUGCACAUAAGGAAAAAGUUGUGAGUAACUUGGGAAGGUUUGUAGUGAUCAUAUGGUGUUUUGUAGUGCUCAUACUCACCCAAAGUUACACAGCUAGUUUGACCUCACUUUUAACAGUGCAAAAGCUCCAACCAACCAUUAAUGAUGUUAACCAACUCUUGAAGAACAAGGAGAAAGUUGCUUUUCAAAAGGGUUCUUUUAUAGAAGGAAUAUUGAAACAAAUGGGGUUUGAAGAUCACCAAUUUAUGAUCUAUAACACUCCAGAAGACUUAUACCAACUCUUUGAAAAUGGGAGUAAAAAAAAUGGGAUUGCUGCUGCUUUUGAUGAAACACCUUAUAUUAAGGUUUUUCUGGCAAAAUAUUGCUCCAAGUUUACCAUGGUUGAACCAACAUUCAAAGCCGACGGCUUUGCUUUUGCUUUUCCGAAAGGCUCUCCUCUUGUUCCAGAUAUCUCAAGGGCAAUACUGAAAGUGACCGAGGGAAAGAAAAUGAAGGAUAUGGAAGAUGUGUGGUUCAAGAAAGACACCAAUUGUCCGGACCCUAAUAACAUGUUCUCAUCCAACAGUCUUGGUCUCGAAAGCUUUUGGGGACUCUUCCUUAUCGCGGGUGUGGCUUCAUCAUUGGCUCUAGUCAUAUACGCGGCUAUGUUUAUCUACGAGCAAAGGCAUCUAUUGAUGAACUCUGACAUAGAACCAUCGAUUUGGAGGAGACUUAUGGCUAUUUUCAAAACAUUCGACGAAAAGGAUCUUAACUCGCACACUUUCAAAAAGAAUGAAGCGGGAGAAAGGAGUGUCAUUGACUUGUCAUCGCCGAACACCAAUUGCCCGCCAAGUCCUUCUGGGUUUUCAGUCCAUACAGAUUCAAGCUUUGUGUAUGGGGAGCAAGGAGUGUCUUCUCCAAACCGAAAUGUUACACAACCAACUGAUCAAGAAACUGUUGUUAUCUCAGCUGUAGAGCUUACUUGCCCAAAUCAAGACUCAAGAGAGAAUCUCAACUCUUAGAUUAUGCUAGUAAUGAUGGAACUCUACCUCAAUUUAUAAUGGUAUGAGUUUUAUUUGUACAUAAUUGAUCAUGUUACAUAUGUAGAUAUAUAUAACACUGAUUUAUGUAUAUGCAAAUUCUCACACUUACAUGAUAGUACAAAAGAUUCAUCGUUUAGUCUUUUAACCGUUGGGUUUGUCUAAUUAAUUAGAAAUUUUUACAAUUUUUUACCUUUUAUUUAAAUAAUAGUUUAAAAAAUUUCUAAUAAC
Molecule: messenger RNA, 3285 nt
Organism: Cannabis sativa
Lineage: Eukaryota; Viridiplantae; Streptophyta; Magnoliopsida; Rosales; Cannabaceae
Product: glutamate receptor 2.7
Exons: 5
Coding region: 4-3036 (1010 amino acids)
Cellular component (GO): plasma membrane
Molecular function (GO): glutamate-gated receptor activity
Source: RefSeq, a predicted model, not a curated record